AUGUCCCUCCAGAGCUGGGAGCGGCAAGCCCAGAAAGGCAAAGAUAUCCUCAACCACUCGAUUCCGAAGCAAUGGCUACUCCCGGCGGACAAAUUGCCGAUGUCCACGCAGAAGAAUGUCGUCGACUUUCCCAGACAGAGUGGUCUACUCAGUGAGCUUGAGCUCCUUAUUACGGAGAUGUCUGCUACUGAGCUGGUGGCGAAUAUGGGACAGGGGAAGUUGACGGCCCAGGAGGUUGUUGUGGCAUUUUUGAAGAGAUCGGUUCUGGGACAUCAGUUGCUGAAUUUCGCAACGGAGUUCUUAGCAGACGAGGCAAUUGCUCGUGCCAAAGAACUUGAUGAGUAUUAUGAGCGGACAGGGAAGCUAAUUGGGCCUUUGCACGGUGUCCCCAUCAGUGUCAAAGAACACAUUGGGUUCAAGAACAAGACAUGCAAUACCGGAUACGUUUCUUGGAUCGAUAAUGUUACACCGGAAGACGCACAUUUGCUGCAAUUGCUAGCCAAGGCCGGCGCAGUGUUCCACGUUCGCACGAACCAACCCCAAUCCCUCAUGCACCUCUGCUGCAGCAACAACAUUACCGGCAUAACUCUAAACCCAUACAACCGCACUCUAACACCCGGAGGUUCAUCCGGCGGCGAAGGCGCCUCGAUGGGUUUCAAAUGCGCCCCUCUCGGCAUCGGUACUGACAUCGGUGGAUCGAUCCGUUGCCCAGCCGCUUUCUGCGGUGCUUACGGCUUCCGCCCUACCACGAUGCGCAUGCCGAUGGCAGGAAUUCAAGUUGCGGCCCUGGGACAGGAAACUAUUCACGGCGUCGUGGGUCCAUUGGCGAGCUCUUCGCUUGAAGAUUGUGAACUCUUCUCCAAAGCCGUGCUGUCCCAAGAGCCAUGGAACGACGAGAGGACUUUGGUCCCUGUUCCGUGGAAGACCGUCACUCCGACGCGCGACAUGACUAUUGCUAUCAUGUGGGACGAUGGCUGCGUCCGCCCCCAUCCCCCAAUAACCCGUGCCUUGCGACUUGCCCGCGACAAGCUCGUCGCGGCUGGAAUCAAAGUCGUCGAUUGGGAACCAUACAAGCAUGAUGAAGGCUGGGAUAUAAUCGUAAGCUUCCCCAGCCCUCCCAGUUCCUCGCUUUUCACAGAUCCUAAUCCUACCAAGUCAACCCUCUACUACCCAGAUGCCGGCGCCCUCCAACGCGCCAUGCUCAACGACUCGGGCGAACCCGCCCGCCCUUUAACAGACUGGGCCCUAUCUUACGCCCGAUCAACACCACUCACCCACCCCGAGGCCUGGAAAUACCAACACAAACGAGACGUCUUCAUCGACGGGUACCACGCGGUCAUGAAGCGGCGCGGAGUCGACUUUAUCAUUUCCCCACCCUACCCUAGCGUGGCGGCUGUGAUGGGCGAGUCACAGUAUUGGAAUUAUACUGCUAUUUGGAAUCUGGUUGAUUUCCCUUCAGCGGUGUUUCCUUCUGGGUUGACGGUUGACUCGGAGUUGGAUGUGCUGACGGAGGAGGACGGGAAGUAUGUUCCCAGGAGCGAAGUUGAUGAGCGGGAAUGGAGGAAGUAUAAGGGGCCGGAGAGGUUUGAGGGGGCGCCUAUCGGGUUGCAGAUUUCUGGGGCGCGGUUUAGAGAUGAGGAGAUGCUGGCGGCAGCGAAGAUGGUUGAGGAGGUUGUUAGGGAUGGGAGGAAGGUGGCUUAA
Penicillium cinerascens is the source of this 1701-nucleotide messenger RNA. RefSeq names its product putative glutamyl-tRNA(Gln) amidotransferase subunit A. The record is from RefSeq and is a predicted model, not a curated record. The coding region runs from base 1 to 1701 and encodes 566 amino acids. Lineage: Eukaryota; Fungi; Ascomycota; Eurotiomycetes; Eurotiales; Aspergillaceae. The transcript has 6 exons.